Westerdykella ornata is the source of this 1565-nucleotide messenger RNA. Its product is annotated as microbody biogenesis protein peroxin 2. NCBI's taxonomy places the organism in Eukaryota, Fungi, Ascomycota, Dothideomycetes, Pleosporales, Sporormiaceae. The transcript is spliced from 2 exons. Gene Ontology annotation, molecular function: zinc ion binding. Gene Ontology annotation, biological process: protein import into peroxisome matrix. The record is from RefSeq and is a predicted model, not a curated record. Gene Ontology annotation, cellular component: peroxisomal membrane. The coding region runs from base 252 to 1565 and encodes 437 amino acids.
ACUCCAUACAAUACAUGUUGUUCUUUGGCAUGUAUACCUCUCCAGCGACGCGGAAUUACUUGGAGCAUAAUUCAUUGUACCUAUGAUCCUCCCUCCGAACUCUCAUCUCCACCCUUCCCGACUUGUGAGAACUCCAGCCGCCGUACCCUCCGUACCUCGGCCCAGCCCUACAGACAAACAUCCUCCCAUCCACGGCUUCCAAAUCUCAAUUCCCUUCCCACCUCCUCUUCCUUCCCGAUGAGACCCAUAUAAUGCCCUCCGCCGACUUCGCCGCCGCCCAAGCCCGCCUCGCCGCCCGCCGCGCCCAACGCGCCCAACACACGCACCCGCACCAUGAGUCCUCCUCCACGACCCCAACAACACGCGCCCUCGCCCGCCUCCCAUACCCCUUCAACCGCCUCAGCACCUCCAGCCUCAGCGCCUGGGACGCGAUAAAAGGCCGCGAAGGAACGCGUCCCGCCUUCCGCGUCGGCCAAGUGGACGCCGAGCUCCUCGACGAUGAACUCCUGGAUCUGCUGAAAGGGCAGGUAGGCGAGGGAUUGAAGUAUUUUGGGGCGCAUAUCACGGAUACGUAUUCUGCGGAGAUAUUGUUGGCCCUGAGAUUGGUGCUGUUCAAGUUGUCCAUUUGGAACAAUAAUGCGAGUUAUGGUGCCCAUCUCCAAGGAUUGAGAUAUACGGACGCAAGGUCAAAGAGUUCAGCGCGGCCGCCGCCGAAACCGUGGCAGAAGAUUGCGUAUGGGGCUAUCACUGUGGGAGGGAGGUAUGCGUGGAGUAAAUGGGAAGAAUGGCUGUUGGCUGCGCAGGAAGAUUAUACGAGACCUGAAUCUCCGCGGUUAAAAUUUGCGGCGCGUUUGACGGAGCAUUUGAGUAGCUUGCAUGAUAUUGCGAGUCUGGCGUCAUUCCUGGUUUUCUUGGUAAAUGGACGGUAUCGCACGUUAACGGAUCGGCUGUUGAGGUUGAGGUUGGCGCCUGCGUCGCAUUCGACGAGUAGGGAGGUGUCAUUUGAGUAUUUGAAUCGGCAAUUGGUGUGGCACGCAUUUACGGAGUUCCUCCUCUUCCUGUUACCCCUUGUCGGGAUAUCCCGAUGGAGGAGAAUAUUGUCGAGGACAUGGAGGAAACUGAAGGCUUCGGUGUUGGCGUUGCUGGGGCGUUCGACGUCAGCCACGGAUGAGGAGGAGGCAAGACAAGCUGGAGAGUUGGGCUUUCUGCCUGAACGGACCUGCGCGAUUUGUUACAGAGAUCAGAAUCCCACGACGGCGACAGAGCAGGAUAUCAUGACGCAGUCCGUCGGCGGUGGAGGUGUCGUUGGAUCCGCGGCAACCGACAUCACGAACCCCUACGAGGCAAUUCCUUGUGGGUGUAUAUACUGCUUCGCUUGCAUUGCUCAACGAAUCGCCAACGAGGAAGGCGAAGGGUGGACAUGUCUCCGCUGCGGCGAACUCGUCAAAGAGUGCAAACCCUGGAAUGGAGAUAUCCUGGAGGAGAAGACACCUCGCGAACAAGCACCGCCUGGUACUACGAAGAGCCGAGAAGGCCCAGCUACGAGUAAUCGAGCCGAUUCCUGA